Messenger RNA from Folsomia candida, 1127 nucleotides. RefSeq lists its product as uncharacterized. The transcript has 3 exons. Lineage: Eukaryota; Metazoa; Arthropoda; Collembola; Entomobryomorpha; Isotomidae. The record is from RefSeq and is a predicted model, not a curated record. Bases 34 to 396 code for a protein of 120 amino acids.
GCAGUGGCUGAGGAGACGCUUGUCCGGGAGGAGAUGAUCCUUGUGAAAAUGUUGAGUGAACUGCCCCUCCUCAAGACUGAGCUGAGCCGUGCGACCAGUGACACGGACCUCUACUACGCCAGGAACAACAUUGAUCGUCUUCGUCGUAAAGUAAUUGAAGCCGAGCGAAUUAAGCAAGACCUGGAUCAGGAACUAAACCAACUCGAUGAGAAGCAAGAGUACGAUUCGACACAGAAAGAGAUGUGGUCGAACCUUUCCAAAUUCCUUAAUGUGAAAGUCUCCGUUCUGAAGGAAAAACGCGAAGAAAGGUUGCAUUUGAGUGACGUUUCGAAUUUAUCUGGAAGGCAAUAUUUCGAAGCUCAAGACUUGUACGCAACGGGCUCAGGGACAAGAUGAUUCCUGUACUGAAUGACUUUUUAUUAAUUUGUUAAAACUCCAUAAUGUUUAUUUGUACUAUACAUUAUUAUAAACAUGAAUCAAAUAAGAUUAAUCAACUUAAACUAGAUAAACUUAAAAUCAACUUGUGUCUGCUCAACUAAACAAUCAAAUACUCAUAAAUAUAGAGCACUAGAAUUUUUAUAGUGCAUAGUACACAGAAUCGUAUAUCAAUCAGGCAGGAAAACUUCUGUGUAUGUAUCUGCCUAUGUUUUUACUGCUUGACUACUGCCUUCGUAGUCAGCGUCAGUCUCCACUUCUGGGUCAGCUCAGCUUCUAUCAACCCUUGUUCCACGACAUUUUCUCGGAGUUGGUUUAUUUUUUUAAAAAAACUUGGUUUAAAUAAACGUGUCUGAAUAUUUACUAUUUUCAAGUUCUCGACAUUAAUCACUUGUGUGUUCCCAACUAACUAUAGAGUUUUCUUCUACUUGUGUGAUCAGAUCAGAAAUCUAAUAUAAUUUUACAUAUUUAAUUGUCCACCGCCACGCUCUACAGACUAUGAAAUUCGUGAGAAAUUCCGCAAUGCCUCCGUUUCCAACUUCUGCUCUACGAUCACCAUUGCCAAUCGAUUAUGGCCCAGAGGACGAGGACGAACACGGUCACCUACGGCUGAAACCCUCGUCAGUGCUUUGCAAUCGUUGUAUGUAUCUUUUUUUCGAAAAACUGAAUUUAAAAUUGGACAUAUAUUCGUG